This is a messenger RNA of Trichoderma aggressivum f. europaeum, 2361 nucleotides long. RefSeq lists its product as uncharacterized. The record is from RefSeq and is a predicted model, not a curated record. The transcript has 2 exons. Bases 1 to 2361 code for a protein of 786 amino acids. Lineage: Eukaryota; Fungi; Ascomycota; Sordariomycetes; Hypocreales; Hypocreaceae.
AUGAAGACUGCCGCCUUUGCUCUCCUGGCUGCCGCCAGCGUUGAGCAGGUUGCUGCCACCUACUCCCUCGGUGGCUCUUGGACCAACGCCAAGCCCUACAGCUGCCCUGGCAACACCGACAACAACUGCAACACCCAGCAGCACAACGGCUGGGACUUCAGCGACGUUCCCACCGGCGUGAUUGGACACUAUGGAGGAUUCGACUUCAAGGGCUGGUCAUGCGAGAAUGACUUCAGCAAGCGUGAUACCCUCCUGAGCGCUCGUACCUUUGGUGCUACCGGCCGCUCCAUCUCUGGCCAGUGCACGGGCGACAAGAAGACCACCCCUUGCAUCUCUGCCAGCGCCGGCAACGACCACUUCUCCGUUGACACCUUCUCCAUCUCGGUCGAGUUUGAUACUCGUAUGGAGUUCCACUACGACAUGCCCGACGGCUCUACCUGCAAGCACUCUGCCUCGUGCUCGUCCCACGGAACCACCGUCAAGAACACCCAGUGCGGUGGUGCUAAGAGUGUAUCCAUCGUCUACCCUGGCGGUGGUAAGGGCGGCAAGUCGUCAUGCGGCACCAAGGUUCACCACAUCACCUGGAACUGUGGCAACAACGCUCCCCCCAAGCCCUCUCACUCUCAGCCUGCCUACACUCCUCCUGGCGGAUCUCACCACACCAAGCCUUCUUACUCCCCUCCCGUCUACACUCCCCCCAGCGGUGGUCACCACACCAAGCACACCAAGCCUGCCUACUCUCCUCCUGCUGGUGCCGAGACCACCACUGCCCCUGCUGGCGCCGAGACCACCACUGCUCCUGGUGAGACUUACACUGCUCCCGCCGAGACUUACACUGCUCCCGGUUCUGAGACGACCACUGGCCCUGCCGGCGCUGAGACUACCACUGCUCCUGGCGAGACCUACACUGCUCCCGGUUCUGAGACGACUACUGGCCCUGCCGGUGCUGAGACCACUACCGCUCCUUCUGGCGAGACCGAGACCACCACUGCUCCCGCUGGCGCUGAGACUACCACUGCUCCUGCUGGUGGCGAGACUACCACUGCUCCCUAUGGCGUCCCCACCGACACUGCUACCACCGAUGUUGUCGUGAGCACCUCUGUCAUCACUGCUCCUGGCGGCGAGACCACCACUGGCUCUGCCGGUGCCGAGACCACUACCGCCCCUGCUGGCGAGACGACUACUGCUCCCGGUGCUGAGACGACUACUGGCCCUGCCGGUGCUGAGACUACCACUGCUCCUACUGGCGAGACCGAGACCACCACUGCUCCUACUGGCGAGACCGAGACCACCACUGCUCCCGCUGGUGCUGAGACCACCACCGCUCCUGGUGGCCAGACCUACCCCGUCCCUGGUGAGACCACCACUGCUCCCGCUGGUGCCGAGACUACUGCUCCCGCUACCACCGGUGGCUCUGAUGCCGUCACCACCGGCCCUGGUGCUCCCUACACCACCGUCUACCAGACCACCUCGACCGUCUUCACCACCUCUGUCCACACCAUCACCAGCUGUGCCCCUGAGGUGACCAACUGCCCUGCCAGAACCGACAAGCCCGUCGUCACCACCGUGACCGUUGCCGUUAGCACCACCAUCUGCCCCGUCACUGCCACCAUCACCCCCGGUGCUCCUCUGCCCACUUCCGAGGCCGCUGCUCCUACUGGCUCCGGAUCUACCCCCGACCAGUCUCUUCCUUGCCCCGAUGUCCUGCCCAAGUGCAUCAACACCUGGUUGACUCUGGUCCCCGACUGCAAGGACAACACCGACGCCGCCUGCUACUGCCCCAGCAAGGAUCUCGUCCAGUCCGUGUUUGAGUGUAUCUACUCCAACGGAAACAACGAUGAUGACGUCUCUGCCGCCAUCACCUUCUUCCAGGGUGUCUGCGCUGGCUAUGCCGGUUCCAACCCUGCCGUUGCCACUGGUGCUGCCCCCAUCACCUCCAUCAUCACCGUGACCGGCACUCCUUAUGCUACCCCUACCCAGUACACCACUGUCGUUGUUGAGACCACCGUCACCGAGCCUUGCGUCUCUGAGGGCACCACCAUCCCCGGCAGCAGCACCACCUACUACGUCUCGACCGCUCUCACCGUUCCCCAGGUCAGCAUCACUGCUGCCCCCCCUGCCGGUCAGCCUACCUACGUUGCUCCCCCUCCGGCCGAGACUGCUCCCGUCGAGACCGCCCCUGCUGCUCCCCCCGCCGGCCAGCCUACCUAUGUUGCUCCUCCUGCUGCCCCCAUCGGCACCGCCACCGGCACCGGAGCUUUCCCCGGCAACACUGGCCUCCCCGUUAUUGGCGCUGCUGGCCGCGUUGGCGCCGGUAUGAGCCUGGGUCUCGCCGUCAUGGCUGCCGUCUUUGCUCUGUAA